UUCCGAACAAACGGAAUGAAUUAGCAAAUGUAGGCAGCAAACAAGAAAGCCUCUCUUCGAGUAGGAUCAGCCACAUAAAGUGAAACAAUUUCAAAAUAGCCCGCCUCGGAAGCAGAAGUGUGUGUAUAUUGUUUUGUAACAGCAGGGUGUUUAAAUUAUGGAUAAAGUGCUGACAAAUUCUAACAAUGAGUGUCAUACGGCGACGUUUUGUGUAAACGCAAGACAAGAGACAGAAUUGAAAACCAAAUGAGCUGAGCUGUCGAGAACAAGGACAACAGGGAUAGACGGCAUCACCAGCAAAUACCUUCAAGCUCAAAUACUGCGAACAAAAGCAGCAACUACAAGAACAACAACAGCAACAACAGGACAACAGCUGUGUCCACACAGCAGAAGGCACGUGGAAUAUGAUUAUCGGCAUGAAUCAAACGGACUCGGCGCUGUCAGCAAGCAAUGCGGAGUCCCUCAGCGCCUUCGCCAGCUCGGGAUUCAUCGACUCCCAGGAGCAACGGCAUACACUGGACUAUUUGGAGAUGGGCGCGGGUGGUGGCAGUACCGCCGUCGCCACCACUCAGUACAUACAGGGAAAUCACAGUGGCUUCAAUGCCACCAAUUUCAACGGCACGUCCGGCGGCAUGCCAGCUAUGGAUCCCGUGCUCAUCGAACGGUUUCUGCGUAAUCGCAGUAUAGACGGACCUUGGUAUCAUUUGCUCAUUGCCAUGUACAGCGUGCUCAUUGUUUUUGGGGCCCUUGGCAACGUACUGGUGGUCAUAGCAGUGCUGCGAAAGCCAAUAAUGCGCACCGCUCGAAACCUCUUCAUACUCAAUCUGGCCAUAUCGGAUUUACUGUUAUGCCUGGUUACAAUGCCGUUGACUUUAAUGGAAAUUCUAUCGAAAUUUUGGCCAUUCGGCUCGUGCGCCAUUCUUUGCAAAAUGAUUGCCAUGCUGCAGGCCCUGAGCAUAUUCGUUUCUACGAUUUCCAUAACAGCCAUCGCGUUCGACAGAUAUCAGGUCAUUGUGUAUCCAACGCGGGAUAGUCUUCAGUUCGUGGGUGCUGUUACGAUCCUGGCAGGCAUUUGGUUGCUGGCCUUGCUGCUCGCCUCGCCCAUGUUCAUCUUUAAGAGGCUGGUGAACACCGACACCCCGCUGCUACUGCAGCGCAUUGGCUUCCAGGACACGCUCUCGUUCUGCAUCGAGGACUGGCCGCUGAACCAUGGCCGCUUCUAUUACUCGAUCUUCUCGCUGUGCGUGCAAUAUCUGGUGCCCAUCCUGAUCGUGUCAGUUGCCUACUUUGGUAUCUACAACAAGCUGAAGAAUCGCAUCACCGUCGUCACCGUGCAGGCCUCCACGCAGCGCAAGGUGGAGCGGGGGCGGCGCAUGAAGCGCACCAACUGCCUGCUGAUCAGCAUUGCCAUCAUCUUUGGCGUCUCGUGGCUGCCUCUGAACUUUUUCAAUUUGUACGCGGACAUGCGAAGAUCGGUCGUUACUCAGGGCAUGCUGGUCGCCUACGCCAUUUGCCACAUGAUAGGCAUGAGCUCUGCUUGCUCCAAUCCGCUGCUAUAUGGAUGGCUGAAUGACAACUUCCGCAGCAGCGUUCAGGCGGCGGCGCGUCGACGACGCAAACAGGGCGCCGACAUUUCCAAGGGCGAGCUGCGAUUGUUGGGCAGCGUGGCUGGCGGUGGCGGCGGUGAUUUUGUCGGUGGUGCAGCCGGUAGCGAUGGGGACGCAGCCUGCAGAGAUUAUACAACAACCGCCUGCAGCAUGGGACAUAAUAUAUAUGGAUUGCGCAGUGCUGUGACCGAGUCAGUGGCCCUAACGGAGAAUCCCAUGCCCUCGGAGAUGACAACGCUUAUGCCUCGGCCAAAUGUUAGCUGAACGUGGCUUUAAGCAGCCACCAGCAGUGGGCCGGCCACAAAUUGGGGCACAUCUCGAUCCAGAAUCGACCACAAUGCAAAUAAAACUCUUACGAGAUGCACACCAGAAAUUGCAACAAAAUGAUAAAUGUGUAUACAAUAUAGAUGAGGAUGUAGGUUUAGACUAACUAAUUACGAGUACAAGUGAUUCAAAGCUAAGCUGAGUUACCUUUAAGUUUCGGGAGGCACACCAAUUUACCAAAACAACAAACAA
This is a messenger RNA of Scaptodrosophila lebanonensis, 2123 nucleotides long. It is a transcript of the gene NPFR, whose product is annotated as neuropeptide F receptor. Lineage: Eukaryota; Metazoa; Arthropoda; Insecta; Diptera; Drosophilidae. Gene Ontology annotation, cellular component: membrane. The transcript is spliced from 7 exons. The coding region runs from base 405 to 1871 and encodes 488 amino acids. The record is from RefSeq and is a predicted model, not a curated record. Gene Ontology annotation, molecular function: neuropeptide Y receptor activity. Gene Ontology annotation, biological process: G protein-coupled receptor signaling pathway.